AUGAACUCGACCCCGGAUGAGGGCGAGAACUUUCUUCGCGAUGGGAGUGAAGAUGGGCGAAGAGACGAUUUCGAACAAGAGUUUGCCAACGAGAAUGAUAGAGAUGUGCUUGAGAUAGUAUCAUCCCCGCAAAAACAUUCAGAAGCUACGGUCGCAGACAUCUCGGGUGCACUGAAUGCUGAACAGGAUGACAAUGACUUGAUUGGGAGUGAAACAGAAUCUCUCCUCCCGGGAACCAAUGGAGUCAGCAAUGCUGUGUCCCUGAAUCGAGAAGAGAAUGCCCAUAGCUUGGAUGAUUCUGCGUCGAUACCAGAUGAUACGCCCUCUGUCCAGGACUCCGUUCUCUCGUCCCCUCGGAGUGAAACCGAGUCCCUCCGCGGUCCAGCUCGCAGAGGGAGUCCUUCCACCGUCCACCGACCCUUUGAUGCCCGAUUUCAAUCCCGUCUAUCAAGCGCGCAAUUUUCUCCUCUACGAUCAAGCUCGCCGGCAUACCUUGUGGGCCAUUCUCGUCACUCCUCCGUUGCCAGCCUGGGACUACAGACCCCAUCAGAGCCGGAUGAAUUCACCAGUCCGUGGGACGUCAUAAGGUGGAACAAGUUCAAAAAGAUCACUGCUCAAGUUUUUUCAGAAAUUGGGAGAAGGAAUUUUGGAAGUCCAACAUGUCUGGCUGUCGCGGAUCACCUGGCCGUGGGGACGUCCAAAGGGGUGGUGCUGGUGUUUGACCACCAACAAACCCACAAGGCUAUCGUCGGCAGUGGCACGAAAGCGGCAGAAAGUGGUGCCGUAACCUCGCUCGCCAUUUCUGCCGACCACACUACCAUGGCCGUGGGACAUGCAACCGGCCAUGUCUUCACAUGGGAGUUGCCUAGACCUACGCGGCCAUUUCUGCACAUUCAGCCCGUUGAUAACUCUCAACCUCAAGCCAGACAUGGAGAUGGGCACAUUGUUGGUAGCGCCGUUCUUCAUGUCGGAUUUCUUGGUUACCGCCAUACCGCCCUCGUCUCGGCUGAUGACAAAGGCAUGGCAUUCUCUCAUCUGGCUACUCGAGGGAUGGGCGCUGUCGGUCGUGUUGUCCGCACCACUCGAAUUCUAGGCAGAUACCCGGAAGUCGUUUCACGCUCGACGAAGCCAUUGAAGAAAAGCUCUGUUCUUGCCUUUUCGCCCUUACCAUUAGGCAACAUAGAGCAGCGGACUGAUGGCAUGGGACUGGUGGCAAUGUUGACGCCGUAUCUCCUGGUCAUAGUCUCAACGACCCCGGUGGCACAGACACAGCAUAAGGCUGCUCGACCAAAGGAGGUUGCGGCGCAUAGUGCCAUGACCGCAGCACUGGCUUGGUUCCCGGCCAUCAAGCUGAAGUCACACGAUUCAGAAGUUUCCAAGACCAAGCUUGUCUAUGCCUGGUCAAACAUCCUCACUGUCUUGGAAGUGCAUGAAGCGCAGGUCGAAGAUGAAGCCGAGAAAGACAAGCCUCCGGAGUUGCAAUUUCUAGCGCGAAGUCGGUACCAGGCAGAGGAGGCGAUCGUUGCAGUUCAAUGGCUGAACAAGUCGGUCCUGGCUGUUUUGACCAUUACUCAACAGCUUCUCAUCAUUGAAGACCUUACGAUGCAUGUGACUGAUUCUUUUGACCUGUUGAAGAAGAAUAUCUACCAUGCAGAUCUUUAUUCCCAGCAACUGCGCGCAAUUAUCGAGCAGCUUGAUGAAGAAGACACCUCCAUGCAUGGUAUAGUCGCCGACGCAUUUCAUAUGAGUUUUCGAGCCUAUAAAGGCAGGUUGUUCCUGCUUAGUUUCAACGACAUCUGGACAGGCGCGUUGACAAACUGGGCCGAUCGUCUUUUGGCGUUGAUCAACGUCGGCGAUUUUAUCGGCGCUAUUCGACUAGCCACCAAAUAUUACAAAGGAGAAGGCGAAAAGGCCACCAUUGGUCUACCAGAAGAUGACAGCAUUCGAGCCGGCCUUGUUCGAGAGAAACUGUUUGAAAUGAUGAGCGCUUCUCUGAAAUAUGCAUUUGGAAAAAAUCAACAAGCAGGCAACGAACCGAUUGAGAAGCCACAAAUGGUCGAACUAGCAGAUGCUUGUAUCCAGGCUUGUCUCGUAAUGGAAGAUCAAGAUUUUCUGUUUGAGGAAGUGUUCGCCUGGUACGAUGAUCACGAAAAUGGCCCUUUGUUUGUGGAUGUCCUUGAACCAUAUAUCUUGGACCAAAGGAUAGUCUCUCUACCUCCGCCGGCUUUGAAGACCUUGAUCAAUCAUUUUGCCAUGACUCACGCUCCAUCAACACUUGAAGAAAUCAUCUGCAUGUUGGACACUUCUACCAUGGAUAUCGAUCAAGUAACGACUUUAUGCAAGCGAUACAACUUGUAUGAUGCCUACAUUUAUGUCUGGACGAUGGCGCUACGCGACUUUACGGCACCGUUGACGCUGCUUCUUGACCUUGCUGAUAAUGAGGAGCCAACCCCGCAGCAGAUUGCCAACAUCUCCGAUAAAUUUAGCAUUGCGCAAAAGAUGUUUCCGUACAUGUCAUUCAUCCUGACGAGCCGAAUAUAUCCGACUGGAAAGCCUAUGGAUGACGACGAUUCCAUUCCAGCAAAGGGUCAAAUCUAUGAUUUUCUCUUUUCCGGCACUUCACCGUCAAAUGAAAAGUCGAACAAGGACGCUCCUGCAAGUGGGAACACGAAAUCAGCAGGCUCAUUUGAAGGACUUUCUCGAAUCCUACAUUUUGACCCCGCCAGCUUCAUCUCAGCCUUGAAUGAGGCAUUCGAGGACAAUUUUCUCAACGCGAGCGACGACGACCCUCUUAACAUCCCAGGAACGACCCAAACGAUGACGCGAACCUACACGCGUCAAUACAUUGUGCGCGUCAUGCUGGAAGUCAUGUCAUCCGGUUUUGACCCGGAAGACACAAUCUAUCUAGACAUGUUCAUUGCGAGAAAUCUGGCUAAAUAUCCUCAAUAUAUGGUCCUUUCGGGUUCAAUCUUGCAGGAAAUUUUUCGCCGUCUCUGCCGAUACCCCGACAACGAAAUGCGGGAAGACGCCCAGUUGAGUAUCGAAUACCUGUUAUCCAUCUAUCAGCCACCCAACAUACUCGACUUUGUCCCUGCGCUCCGAGAAGCAAAGUUCUACCGGGUUCUCAAGUCCGUCUUUAAACAGGAAAACCACUAUCCCGAGAUGAUAGACACGUAUUUCCUUGACGAUGAAGAUCAAGAAGGCGUGUUUUCUUCAAUUAUUGAAUGUCUCCGUCCAGAAUCACCUCUCAUCAGCCAACAGAAGACUGAGGUCAGAAAAACCGUACAAGAACAUGCCUCGGGCCUUGUGGGCCUGGACAUUCAGAGGACUGCAAGCACAAUUGACACAGUUGCCCCAGAUAUGCAUCAUAUAUUCUUACAGGUGUUGAGAGAUGACGAAUUUGGUCAGUAUGAGUACCUCAAAACACUGCUAGAACCCGAAGACGAUCAUCAUCCCGGAGGCAACUAUGACCACCAGAUUAUGGAAUCUUAUGUUCGACUCUUAUGUCAAUUCAACCCCUCCCAUGUGAGAGACUAUGUCGAAAAUGUGAAAGAAAGCGACUUACGACUUGGGGAAGUCUUGCCGACAAUGGAAGACAGUGGGAUAAUCGACGCCAUUGUGAUCUUGCAAGUCCGUCAAGGACAAGUCAAGGAGGCCAUGGAUCGGUUGACCAAACAUCUUUCCUUCCUCGGAUCGACCUUGAAGGGGUUGAACGCGGAGAUUCCAAUGCACUCCAAUGACGCGUCUGUCAAAUGUCCCCGCGAACCGGUGCUUGAAUCGGUAGAUAAGUACGCAAGAGUGGGCAUUUGGUUAUGUCAAGGACAGAUGAAGAAUGGCCCCAAAUCAACCACAGUCUCCAAAUCACCAAGAAGGUCGGCCAGUGCAACUCGGGCUUUAUCCUUUGAAGAGACACUGUGGCUCGAUCUCAUUCUCUGCGUCGUGUCAAUUGCCCGAGAGAUCUCCCUGGGGUCAUCAACCUCUGCCAAUGAACCCGGAAAUGAAUCACAGGUCGAGAUUACCACAUCCUUGCGAUAUACCAUCCAACAAGUAUUUUCUGCUCUAUUGGCUAGUACCACAUCGAUGCGGGAAGGCUCUGGUGGCCAGGACAUGGCAUUCCUCCGCAUCUUACGAGCGUUUCUCACGCAUGCUGCUGAAGCUAGUCCUUCGUUGACCGAACUACGCAACGUAAUUGCUUCCAUAUUUUCGGCAUACACAUAUGAGGAGUCACUUCUUUCCCUGUCAAAUGCAAUGCUAGACAAGGAUGUGUUUGUCCACCUUGAUGAAGUGACGGCUCUUAGACAACGAGGUUGGAGGCCUCGAGGGCAAGUAUGCGAAGCCUGCCGACGUCGCGUAUGGGGGCCCGGGAUCGGAGAUAAAGUGUGGGAAGAGUGGCAAAAGAGGGAAGAAGCUAGACUCGCCCGUCAGCGUCGUGUUCAGUACGUUGAGCCGAUAGAGGAAGAUGAUGGCACGAGAGGUAAGGGGAAAGCCACCAUAGGCGCAAGCUCGCACGAGCCACUUGAAGAUGAUGGCUCGAGUGGAGCAGCGCCAGUGGGAGAGAACCCUGGACCGAUUGUGGUCUUUUCUUGUCGGCACUUAUACCAUCAGAAAUGCCUGGGGGAGGGACGUGUUGGGGAUGGAUCACCCCAGAUGGUCUGUUCGGCUUGUGUAUAG
Molecule: messenger RNA, 4671 nt
Organism: Rhinocladiella mackenziei CBS 650.93
Lineage: Eukaryota; Fungi; Ascomycota; Eurotiomycetes; Chaetothyriales; Herpotrichiellaceae
Exons: 1
Coding region: 1-4671 (1556 amino acids)
Biological process (GO): protein targeting to vacuole; endosomal vesicle fusion
Cellular component (GO): late endosome; HOPS complex
Molecular function (GO): protein binding
Source: RefSeq, a predicted model, not a curated record